AUGCCACCCACAUUUUAUAAUGAAGGUCUAUCAUUCACUAAAGGAAACUCGUCAAAAGAUGAUAGUACGACAAAAUCUAUGGCCGGAACAAUGCUGAUGAUGGCAGCUGUUCAUGAUGAGUAUUCUGACUUUGAAGACAGCGAAGAAGAAUCGAUAUCAUCACAUCAACAACCUAAAGAGGAAGAAGAAAAACGACCACAACCACAAUGGGGUAGUAUGCAAUCAUCUAUGUCAUUUAAUGAACCAUCGUCUCAGAAUCUUCAGAAAUAUGGUAUUGGUGCAAAAUUAUUAAUGAAAAUGGGAUACGAAGAAGGAAAAGGGUUGGGUAUAAACCAAGAAGGGAUUGUGAAACCAAUUGAAACAACUCUACGACCUAAAGGAUUGGGUGUAGGGGCGAUCAGUGAAAGAAAGAAAGAUGAAUAUGACGAGUCAGAUAAAGAUAGAAUGGAUAUUGAUUUUGAAGAUGAAGGGAAGGAGAAAGAUACCAGAUGUCGAAUAUUAGCCAAGGAAUUAUAUGAUAUUAUUUUGAAACUCGAAAGACUCGAUGUGACGGUUCCCGAGAAAGUCAAAACUUUCCACACAGAAUUUUCAACAGGAAUGGAUGAGUUGUUAAUUGAAAAGUGUAAAAAUUUAAUAGCAGUAUUGAGUAAGUCAUAUGAAGAAGCCAGUACUAUAGUUGCCAGAGAAAAAGUUAUAGACUACCUGCUACAGGAGCUUGAGAGAAACCAAGAUGCAGAAAUACUCAAUCAAUUACAGCUAUUAAAGAAUAUUCUUGACAAAUACGACAAUGGAAAUGUUUCUGUUGAGGAAACAACCGAGUUUUUAUUGAGAGAGUGUACAAAUUAUGACAAUGCAAGAUCGGUAUUUUUAUCUUUGAAUCAAGAAAGAAUUGACAAAUUGAUGAGUGUACAAUUGAGUAGUUUGGACGAGCAACGUGAACAUGUGAUUCCACAGUUGAAUAUACUAAAAGAAGAGCUAUCAAAAUUUCUGUCAAGUCGAUUUUCAUGGGAUAGCUAUCUUUAUCAAAAAUACAAUAAAUACAUUCAAGAUAUAAUAACAACUGAAUCUCAUGAGGAUAUUGAUGAUAUAUUGCAGUCUGUGUUCUCUAUGUGGAUAACUCAGCCGGUAUUUGAAAACCAAGAUAUGAUGUUUAACUUGUUUGCUAAGAAUGCUAUAAUUCCAUUUGUUUCUGAGAGGAUUCAAGAAUGGAAUCCAAAUGAUUCAUCAUCGGGUGCCAAUUUUUUGUUGAAUUACUUGUUGAUUUUCUGUGAAGAAGAUUUGGGUCCAUUUGAAGAUGUCUUUCUAGAAUGUAUUGAUAAAUACAAGAAGUUCAUGGACUUGAAUGAGACUGGUUCACUCUGGAGGAGUUGUACUUCAGACAAGUAUUUGAAUCAAGUGAUAAGACAAAUUGAAAAUUAUAGGCAGAAUUGGGUACCAUUGAUAGAAAAACAUAUUCCACGGAAGAAACAAACAAUAUAUGAUACGUUCAUUCAUUCAUUUUCUCAGUGGCUUGAAAAGUUGACAUAUAUAGAAGUGCAAACCAAUACUAAACUCAAUAUUGCAUUUCUGUUGCUUGAGUUUGUUGAACCCGAUGACCUAUUAAACUUACUUCAGUUUAGAAUAUUCAAUCAAUGGUUACAAACAAUGAAUCAAGUAUAUAGUGAGAGAGAUCCAAAGAAAGUGGUAACGUGGUAUAGUUCUUGGUACAACUUUUUUGCAACUAAAUUAGAUAAAUAUGGCCACGUUGUUGCAAACGUUAUACAAUGGUAUUUGAACAAAGGGUUAGAAGUGAUCGAAUCAAACUUUGACAACGACAUUCAAAACUCCAUUCCCAAAUUAAAUGGUUGUAUUAUCCCAAGUGCUGAUGACUUAUUUAGUUCAACAACUCAGAUUAAUGUUAAUGGUAUACCUUCCUAUAAAUUGAUGACGUCAUACAAGGAUGUGGUGUCUGAUUUUUGUCUAAGCAACAAUAUUGUCAUGACAGCAAGCAAAGAUAAGUUCAAUACGAGUAACGGACUACCAAUUUAUCGAUUUGAUCACGAUAAUCAUUCCAUUUCGGGGUUUAUAGAUGACGAUGUUUUGUGGGUUAGCAAAGUUAAGAAUAGUCAAGAAUUUCAGCCAAUAAGUCUAGAACAAAUAUUGGAUUACUUAUAG
This is a messenger RNA of Candida tropicalis MYA-3404, 2154 nucleotides long. Its product is annotated as mRNA splicing protein. Bases 1 to 2154 code for a protein of 717 amino acids. Gene Ontology annotation, molecular function: nucleic acid binding. The transcript has a single exon. Gene Ontology annotation, biological process: spliceosomal complex disassembly. NCBI's taxonomy places the organism in Eukaryota, Fungi, Ascomycota, Pichiomycetes, Serinales, Debaryomycetaceae. The record is from RefSeq and is a predicted model, not a curated record. Gene Ontology annotation, cellular component: U2-type post-mRNA release spliceosomal complex.